ACCACGUGCUGGUGGGAGGCUGGCCGCCGCUCUUCAGGUCCUCGACGUGGCCUGGGAGCCUGAGACAGCGCGUAGGGGUGUGGGGCAGCCCGGAGGGGAGCACACCGCUUACCCAGCCCCUCUGCCCUGUGUGUCCUUCCUGCAGAGCGCUGGCCCACUGGCAGGUUACCUCCCAGGCCUCGCUAGCCCCCAUCGGUGAGCUGAUUGGGAUGGUACCCCGGGAAGGCCUGGAGUCUGCCCAGCACCCGUGCCCUUCCCUGGCCGGCCUGAAUGCCAAGGAUGUGCUUCGGAGAAAGCACAAGAGGAAGAGCCGACAGCACCAGCGAUUCCUGGCCCGCAAGGCUUUGCUGCAGGGACAGGGGCUGGUGAGCUCGCCCCCGGAGCCGGGACCCUCCCCAGUGCCCACAAGGCCGGAGGCACUGCCGGCCACCGGAACCACCGGUGGCAGGAUGCCGCGUCCAAGGAGUGAAGCUGGAGGCGCCUCAUGCAGAGGAAAGCCCGCCCCCAGGAAAUCCGCAGUGCCCUGGCCCAGCAAGUGCGUGGCUAUUGACUGCGAGAUGGUGGGCACGGGACCCCGAGGGCGGGUGAGCGAGCUGGCCCGCUGCUCUGUGGUGAGUUACCACGGCGACGUUCUCUAUGAUAAGUACAUCCGGCCCGAGAUGCCCAUCGUGGACUACCGUACCCGCUGGAGCGGCAUCACUCGGCAGCACAUGCGCACGGCCAUCCCCUUCCAGGUGGCCCAGAAAGAGAUCCUCAAGCUCCUGAAGGGCAAGGUGGUGGUGGGGCACGCACUACACAACGACUUCCAGGCCCUCAAGUACGUCCACCCUCGGAGCCAGACCCGGGACACCACCUACGUGCCGAACCUGCUCCAGCGGCCGGGCCUCCACACCCGCACCCGCGUCUCUCUCAAGGACUUGGCCCUGCAGCUGCUACACAAGAAGAUCCAGGCUGGCCAGCACGGCCACUCGUCGGUGGAAGACGCCGUGACGGCCAUGGAGCUCUACAGGCUGGUGGAGGUGCAGUGGGAGCAGCAGGAGGCCAGCAGCCUCCCAGCCUGCCCGGAGGACCGAGAGCCUGACAGCAGCACAGACAUGGAGCAGUACAUGGAGGACCGGUACUGGCCGGAGGACCUGGCCCAGGGCGCUAGCAGAGGGACAGGAGACACGCCGGACGGAAGGGAAUGAGGCGAGGAGGCUCCCAGGCGGCCUCUGAGCACGGCGAGCAGGGUGUGGAGGCCAGGAGAGCCCCGGGCACCGCAUCCUGGGCGAGGCAGGAUCCGCCAGCCCACCAAGGGCAUCCCGAGGUGGGACCAGCAGUCCUCCUGGCUUCCUCUGGCCCCAGCACUGCCCCCCCCCGCCCCGCCCCAGGGCACUUAUUCCCCCACUCCUGUGGUUGCUAACGGUGCUUCCUGGAUAUGUCUGGGGGCGCGCUAGGAGGACCCAGCCCGAGGAGGGAGUGUGCCGGAGACGGUCUCACUGUCACUGGCCUCCCCCAUCCCCAUGCCGCGCUGGCUAGGGGGAUGAUGUCUCCUCCUUGGGGUGUUAGCUUAGCGACCUGGUGAAGCCCUCUUCUCUUGUCCUCUGCCCUUCCUCCACCGGCAUUGUCAGGUUCAGAAUGACUAUGCUCUGAAUCUGCAGAGCUAAGGCCACUCUGCGGGACCCUCCUUCGGUUUCUCUCUGAACUGGCACUCUGCCUGUAGCCGUGGUGGGGACCCUUGGAGGCUCUGAGCGCGAGGCCAGGCCCUCAGGCUCAGGGAGCACUGGUGAGAGGGGGGGAAAGCCGAUCAGCUUUGGGUGGAGAGUGUGGCAUAUUAAUUUUGACCCCAAUCAGGCACUUCUCCUGCCCCCACCCCCCUGCCCCCCAGCACUAGGCUCCCUUAAGCACAGACCUGAGGAACAAGACAGCAGCUUGAGUUCCGCGGCCCCCAUGGGGAAUCGCACCCAAGGGACCUUGAGUUAUUGAGGGCAAGGCCAGCAGUGUGCAGGGAGCAGGGUGGGCAGAACCGGGAGGCAGGGCUGGGCAGUGCUUCCCCACCCGGGCACUUCAAUCCACGGUCCUUGUGGUCAUUGGGUUUUCUCCAAAUUUCUAGAAAUGCUCUGCCAGGAUUUCAUGUCCCACCCUUCUUUCCUUCUUUCCUAAGGGGCAAUUUGGGGGUAUCGAGGUGAACCAAGAGCUCAGGUCCACACAGACCUUUGCGCACCAUCUUGGCUUGCCACUUAAAGCUUUGAGACCUUAAGUCUGUGACUUCACUCUUGAGUUUGUUUGCUUGUCUGUAAAGUGGGGACAAUGAUCUAACCUACCUCACGGGGUUGUCACGGGGGGACGUUAGGUGCUUAGCGCCGUGCCUUCGCAAGCUGCGGUCCGUGGGAGCUGCUCUUGUUUCUUCAAGGGUCACCAUCAGCCUCUUCUGGGUCACGCCUGAACACGCCCCUUGUCUUGAGCGGCUUUGGCCCCGACAGGGGCUGUCCUUGCUUAGCUGUUCCAGCAGGUGGGGCACCAGGCCAGCUGAGGACACAACAUGGCGGUGCGGGGAUCCUCCCUGCGGCCACUGUGUGACCCAAGGAUACUCAGUGAUGAUGGCGUUGAGGUCACCCGCCCAAGCAGCCGGGACGCUGCUGAAACCACACUACUUGGAACUUGUCUGUCCCCAGCUCCCUCCCGCCUGCAGAGUGGGGGCUGGCCGAGCACUCCCCUCUGUGGGCCUGGUGCCAGGGCUCUGUCCAGGGUCCUUAAAGUCUGCAGCUGGCGCCGCACUCCCAGCUGGGGCCGUGGCUUCGAGUCUCUGGGCUGCGGCCGGAAGGGAGAUGGUGCUGUUACCAGUAUGGAAAGGUACUGGUUUUAAGAUCAGCUUUGUUGUGAAACCGUUUGUUCUGGAAUAAAACUCAAUUAGAAACUGGA
This is a messenger RNA of Suricata suricatta (meerkat), 2901 nucleotides long. RefSeq names its product apoptosis enhancing nuclease (gene AEN). NCBI's taxonomy places the organism in Eukaryota, Metazoa, Chordata, Mammalia, Carnivora, Herpestidae. Gene Ontology annotation, molecular function: exonuclease activity; nucleic acid binding. The record is from RefSeq and is a predicted model, not a curated record. The coding region runs from base 210 to 1187 and encodes 325 amino acids. The transcript has 4 exons. Gene Ontology annotation, cellular component: nucleus.